GAAGAUGCAUCAACGUUCUUGUGCUCGUUUAUUCGCUCGAUCAGUUCGUUCGUGGUCGCAUCCUUCGACGGAAACAUGAUCAUAACGGGAGGAAGAUUUCAGUUGGUCAGUGUUCUCGUGACGCUGGCACUCUUCGUGAGAAUAAAAACAUCAACGGCUUCGAGUGAUCCGAAACUCGGUAUACCUACGAGCACCGAGAACGCGCGAGACGAUUCCGAGAUCAAAAAGGAAACAUCGAAUUUCGAGAAUCAGAAGCUCGUUCGAGUUCCAUUAAAGCUCUGGAACCCUCGUAACAGAGAACGUCGCUCUAUCGGCACAGCUGAUCGAACGGUGAACGAAAACGAACGAAGCAGGUAUCGAAGCGAAUUCGAUUUAAACGCGAUCGCGUUGAACGAAAAAUCAUCUCGAGAUGACAGUGUCUUUAGAAACGAUUUCGAAAAGAACAAUGCAAAGUUCCAACUGGCUCGGAUUCAAGCCGGUUACAACAACCGAAAGGAUAAAGAGCACUCGCGUAAUCAGGACCUCGAGAAAUACACGGAUACGUACUUAACGAAGAAGACUAUCGUACGACGUCGCGUGGAUUACAUCGUCAAGGAGAACUCGGACGAUAGUCAAAAUCAAAUAAACGAAAGAUACGCGAAGAGAAACCUCGCGAUACGCAACGACGAUUAUUACGCACAGAGACGAUCGGUUAUGGAGAGAUUUUACGCUCGACAACGUGAAAUAGCCAAUAAAUAUAGUAAUAAGACAUCCACAACGUCCGAACACAACGACAGAUUCGAUUUGGGCAUGAUAAUACGAACCAAUAAUGUAUCUUCGUUGGACAAAAUCGACAACAAGAUCGACGCAAGAGAAUACAUUAAUACCACAACUGAACCUGAAAUGCAUCCCAGGAGAGUAAGGACAGAGAAAGGUCAGCACCGCAAUCACUCGCAAGACCUCGGCAAUAAUGAGGAAGAAUAUGAAUAUUACGACGAGUAUGAAGACGAAAUAAGUAAUAGUAGAAAUAACGGAGAUACUCGUACGGAAAAUAUUAAUGCCGCUGCUAAUGACACCAAAAAUAAUAGUAACACUCCUAACGACAAUGAGAGUAAUAGCAACACUCUUAAUGGCAAUGAAAAUAAUAGUAACACUCCUAACGACAAUGAGAGUAACAGCAACACUCUUAAUGGCAAUGAAAAUAAUAGUAACACUCCUAACGACAAUGAGAGUAAUAGCAACACUCUUAAUGGCAAUGAAAAUAAUAGUAACACUCCUAACGACAAUGAGAGUAACAGCAACACUCUUAAUGACAGGAAUGCGACAAGAGUGGCCGAUAAGAAUAACAGUACUAACUGGAGUAACUGCAAAGCAAAAGGAGUAGGCAAAUUGCUGUACCAAUACAAUACUCUCCACAAAAACAAAGCAGAUAUCGGGGUAUCGAUAAUGGUCGACGGACCAUUUUGCAUCACCUGUGUUGAAGCGACACCAUCCGUUGGAACCAAAGGUAUCAUAUCGUCCGAGGUGAUCCGGGCAGAGAAUGGCGCCUUCCAAACUGUGAAAAUCACGAUCAGGGGACUUCAGGACGAAAGCCUGUCGCUUACCGUAAAAAUUUGGGCUGUUCCAAGGACCAGCGAAGGUUGCACAGGCAAUUAAAUAGCCUUGGUAAAUUUUGUAAUGAAAUUCAAUCGAUGGUCGUACGACAUUAUAAAAUGUUGUUCCAUUACAACGUGUAUCGGCGUACAAUAUUAACGUAUCGUCUUACAUACUUAUUGUUUCGUUUUAUAUACAAUUUAUAGUCUUUAUAA
Messenger RNA from Hylaeus volcanicus, 1787 nucleotides. RefSeq lists its product as uncharacterized. Lineage: Eukaryota; Metazoa; Arthropoda; Insecta; Hymenoptera; Colletidae. Bases 76 to 1635 code for a protein of 519 amino acids. The record is from RefSeq and is a predicted model, not a curated record. The transcript has 2 exons.